Durusdinium trenchii is the source of this 1284-nucleotide messenger RNA. The record is from the annotation of a GenBank genome assembly. Lineage: Eukaryota; Dinophyceae; Suessiales; Symbiodiniaceae.
AUGGCAACUAGCAAUGGCGAAGAUGCUCGUGGGCUUCGAGAAUGGGUCACUGUUGUUCUCGGUUGCUCCGUAACAUUCCUCUUCUCAUAUUUUUUCUAUGGCUGGGCUGCGAUGCAAGCUAUCUUUGAAGCGGAUGGUGUAUACAAGGAGGUAUGCCCCGACGAGGAGCCCUUGUGCUCAGACCGCGGGAGUCGAAUGAUCUUCCUCUUCAGCGUGGAAAAUACAGUGAUCUGUUUUGCAGGUACUGUCUUGGGAAUUGCUAUCGAUCACUACGGUCCGGUGGCACUUUGCGUACUGGGGGGCAUGCUGCAAGGCGCAGGGCUGUUGCUGAUGGGCGUUGGGAAUGGUGAUCCCAGCACAACUGCAGAUACACUCUUUUUUGCGUUUGUCAUGAGCGGCAUUGGUGGGACAGCAUUGGUGCUGCAGUCAUUGAAGCUUGCUUUCAUUGUUGCACCUCGCCACUUUGCUCUUGUGAUGGCCACCGCCAAUCUCCGUAGCUAUGCUGUGUUGUGCUUCCUCUUGAGCAUGUGUUUGGCCGCAAGCUGGCACGGAGCGCCUAGUGCCAGACUCAGUGCUGCCAAUCGCAAGGAGUCUGCAGCGGCUACCAGCGAAGCAGACGGUCUGUGUCCAAGACUGCACGGCCUAACAGUGAGACAGCAACUGCCAACAAUCGAGUUUGCCUUUGCCGUCACGUUCAUGGUGACACAGGUCUUUCGAAGCAGUGCAUAUCUCGGUGUAAUCAAAUAUCUCCUUCAAGGUCUGGGUGAUGAUGAGAAUGUGUACAUGCAGAUUUUGACCAUCUCACUUCCAGCAUCACCUCUUUUGGUUUAUCUCUUUGACAUGAGCUUAAAGAAAGGUGGCUUUGCAUUCACAUUUUUCGCAGUGCUGCUUCUUGGCUUGACUUGGAAUAUUACAAUGCUGCUUCCAAGCCUUCCUUUGCAAGCGCUUGGUUUUGCAGCUUUCACCAAUUUCCGUGGCCUCCUCUUCGCGUCAUUCUUCACCUUUGUUGGACAUAGCUUCGGAAACCGGACAUUUGGCCGGAUCAAUGCUUUGCUUUGGUUCUGUACCGGGAUCCUAUCUCUACUUGUCCAUCCUUGUGUGGAGAUUUCCAAGCAAUGGACUCGAGACCUUGUGGCGAUGAACAUUUUCAUGCUGGCAUUGUGCUUUCCUGCCCUGUUGAUGACCGUGGCGCUUUCAUUUCAUCUUUGCCGAAAUCCUGGUGGAGACAUCAACGUGUUGAGCUCCAAGCCAGCUGAAGCAGCUGAAAACACUGCUGCGGCUUGA